AUGUUCGGAAUUGACUUACAAGCAGAAGAAACGCCAUAUAAAGAAUAUGUUCUUUACUUUUCCCUGUUAGCCUACGUAGGCGAACAGUACCUAAGUCUUCGUCAGUAUUGGAAACUAUGCGAACCUGAUCCCCCAAAAUCACUUCGGGACAUUGAUGAAGUGAAGAAGAAAUUUCCGAAUGCCCAGGCCUAUGGAAAAGAUAGGUUGAAGUUUAGAUUUGUAUCGGAAUCGUUUGUACAGUUGCAAACGAUAGCGUAUCUGGUUUUCGAUUUAUAUCCAUGGUUGUGGAUUGCUUCUGGAAAUUGGUUGGCAUAUGCGGGAUAUGGAGAGGAAUACGAGAUCACACAGUCGCUAGUUUUUACCGUGUUAUUGUCUUUGUUGACAUGGAUCAUGUCUCUUCCGUUGACACUUUAUAAUACCUUUGUAAUUGAAGAAAGGCACGGAUUCAACAAGAUGACUCUACGACUGUUCUUCAUGGAUACUCUGAAGGGGUUUCUAUUGGCUGGAGUCAUUGGUUUGCCCGUAGUGGCUACAGUUUUGCAGAUAAUAAAAUGGACUGGAUACAACUUUUAUGUAUACGUGUGGGCAUUUAUGUUAGUGUUUAAUUUCAUUCUGAUUACAAUAUAUCCUACAUUUAUCCAGCCGAUGUUCAACAAAGUAGAUCCAUUACCUGAUGGCCAACUCAGGACAGAGAUUGAGAAACUUGCUUCUAGUAUUAACUUCCCAUUGAAGCAGUUGUAUAAAAUUGAUGGGAGUACGCGGUCCGCGCACUCAAACGCGUAUUUUUAUGGAUUCUUUAAGAACAAGAGGAUUGUUCUCUUUGAUACUUUGCUAGAUCAAGUAGAACGAGAAGAGAUUCUCGCUAUUGUUGGUCACGAAUUGGGUCACUGGGCGCUCAAUCACACUGUAAAAGUCCUAGUAAUAUCACAAGCACAGAUAUUCAUUCUGUUCUAUGUGUUUUCUCAGUUCAUAAACAAUAAAGCGCUUUAUGAAUCGUUCGGCUUCACCACUAUGCCAGUGCUAAUUGGAUUGUUCUUGUUCCAAUUAAUAUAUGCACCCGUCGAGACUGUGACCACGUUCUUAAUGAAUGUUCUCAGUAGGAAGCAUGAAUUUGAGGCUGAUGCAUAUGCCAAGAGGCUAGGAUUUGGUGCUCAGCUGCGCUCUGGGCUUAUUAAAAUCCAAGUCAAGAAUCUAACAAAUAUAAAUAACGAUGAUUGGUUUUCAAAAUACCACUUCUCCCAUCCUCCUCUUCCAGAGAGGCUGAACGCUUUGGAGAAGACUGAAUAG
This is a messenger RNA of Paraglomus brasilianum, 1287 nucleotides long. The record is from the annotation of a GenBank genome assembly. NCBI's taxonomy places the organism in Eukaryota, Fungi, Glomeromycota, Glomeromycetes, Paraglomerales, Paraglomeraceae.